Messenger RNA from Amphimedon queenslandica, 1751 nucleotides. RefSeq lists its product as uncharacterized. Gene Ontology annotation, biological process: DNA repair. The transcript has 6 exons. Lineage: Eukaryota; Metazoa; Porifera; Demospongiae; Haplosclerida; Niphatidae. The record is from RefSeq and is a predicted model, not a curated record. The coding region runs from base 59 to 1711 and encodes 550 amino acids.
ACGUGAAAACACGUGGACAAGCUAUUCAAUGUAAGCCACGCCCAUUAAUUAUUUAUUAAUGGAGGAAGCCAGUUUCGAGAGUCUUUUAAGCAAAGUUCUUGAGAAGUACAGAGUGGAGUUGAGUCGUCGUCAGAAUCAGUUGGAAGAUUCUUUAAAGAGUCACCAUGAGGAGAUAGAGGUUUAUAGGAAAAGAGAGAGACAGUACAUAGCCACCAUUGGAAAACUCAAAAAUAAACUGCUACUGAAAUCAGACGAAACCAAACAACUAAGGGACUUACUGACACUGCAUAAUGUUGUCAUUCCGCCACUUAAUGAGCUCAUUAAUAUUCAUAGCAACAGGUCACAUGAUGAUUCAUCCUCCACUGCAGCAGAGACUAGUGUUCUACCUGAAGCCACACCCACUGUCACACCCACCAAUAACAUCACUUUACAAUCUCUUGAUCAAACCACAGGAUCAUCACCAACUGAAGCCACGCCCACAAGUCAAGAUCCACCAAGCAGUGCGACUCCUCCUGUGUCUGUCUCACCAUCAAAUGGUUCAACAUCGAAUACUGUAUCAUCUUCACAAGGUAAGAGGUCUCUUCGUCUCUCAAGAUCAAAGAAGAGGUCGAUAUAUCAUGACACGACUGAUGGAGCGUGGACCAAAGAGAAGGACAGCAGUGCACAAGAGAAGGAAAUAAAGAACAGAACCAAACCAGCUGAGGGAGUGGACAGACCUGAUGAAGUGAUAGUGAUAGAUGAUAUAAAUCCAGGGGGUGUGGUCUUAUCAAAAGAGGGUGUGGUCACUAAUACUGAACCUGAUUCUCAAUCAGUGUCUUCGGACGAUACAGUAAUGUGUGAAAAUAAGAGACUCAAAGAGAUGAACGAAACCAUUCCACUUUUCAAUACUCGUUGCUAUGACGAUGAGGAAGAGGAGGAGUUAUCAUGUUACCAUGACGAUGGAGAAGAGUCUGUAUGGUUACUGAACGAGAGGAAAGGGGAGGAGCUUAACAGGAGCAUGUCGCCAUCAGUACUGACCCAGGCCUUCCUCUCCGAAGAAUACCCACUACCACACGAGACAUACAGCAUGUCACAUGAUUCCUCCGAUAAGUCACAUGAUCCCAGUAACAGUGAGUCACUUGGAGGAGCUGUUGUCUCGUCGGACGGUAAAAAGAGAAAGAAAAGGAGAAAUAGGAGGAGAAAGGGUGUGGCUAUGAGACUCUCAUCUUUGCAAACCACGCUGACUCAGCACAUUCCUACCAACAAUGAAACUGGAGGGAAAUCCCCUCACGUCAUUCCGCCCACACCUUUUAUUAAAGCAUCACUGCUCCACCCCUCCAGUAGGAGUGCCUGGAAGACUGACCUGAUAACUAGUAAGGUUUCUCCUUCUCUUAAAAGAACGGACGAUGAUAAUAAUAAUAAUAACGAAAAGGCUCUUGCUGCUAGAGCUGGUCUCCCGACGUAUAAAUGUGUUGUUAAUUUGAGGAAGAAAAGUGACCGAGAGAAACUAAGUGCUAAGUCGUGUCCUGAAUGUGAAAGGUGGUAUAAGAACAACAAUGACCUGUACGAUAAUUCAAGUGACCAGUUACAAAAGACUUGUAGACACAGACACUUGUACUUACCUCCAGAGUCAGACCCAACCAUUUGGAAUAUAGAGUUUCCCGACACUGCUAAAGUGACUGAGAGUGCCCUUGAAGAUGAUGAAACUGAAUGUAUCAAUGAUCCUACAUAAUCAAUGAUUUUAAUAUUUUUAAUAUAAUGUACAGUACAUG